CUCUCAGUCGAUCGAGGCGCGGAGUGGCAGCAGGAGCCCCGAGCGUCAUCCGGACCCCCAGAGCCCCAUGGCCGUGCCUUGGCUGUUGCGCUUGGUGCCCCUGCUGACCCUGCCCCAGGUGCUGGCUUCGGGGGCGGAGACCAUCUCCACCUCCACAGUAGUUCUGCUCCUGGUGCUGCUGCUCCUCCUCCUACUGGGCCUCGCCCUGGCCUGGCGCCGCCUCAGCCGCGACUCGGAAGGCCGCUACCAUCCCACGCGGCUGGGCACCACGGCCCUCCACCGGGCCUGCCGCCUGGCGGGGACGGUGCUGGACCGGGUCUGGCGUCGGGGGCGCAGCCGGAGAGGGCUGCCCGGCAGCGAGGAGCUGGGGGAGGGGGACGACGACGACGACGACGACGAGCGGGAGGAGGAGGAGGACCACGACGACGACGACGAGGCCCAGCGGCAGCCGCAGCAGCAGGAAGAAGAGGAGGAGCCACGGUCGCAGCGGCGGCCCGAAGAGGCGGCCGGCGGAGCCGAGGAGGAAGAGAAGGAGACGGAGGAGGAAGACGCCGAAGACGACGAGGAGGAGGAGAAGGCGGCAGGGGCGGCGGAGACGGACGACCAGGGAGACCGGGCGCCGGCGGGCAGCGCGGGGGUCCUGCUGAGUGACCUGCACGCUUUCUCGGGCAGUGCGGUCUGGGGGGCCGUGGACGGGGAGGGGGCCGGGGCGGCGAGCGACCAGGGCCCGAACGUCACGGCGCUGUAGGCCCCGGCCCCGCUCAGGACUGUGUUUCUUGCCCUCCUCUGCCCCUGAAUAAACCAUCUCUUCUCCGACACCA
Messenger RNA from Ornithorhynchus anatinus (platypus), 821 nucleotides. RefSeq names its product protein tyrosine phosphatase receptor type C associated protein (gene PTPRCAP). The record is from RefSeq and is a predicted model, not a curated record. The coding region runs from base 68 to 748 and encodes 226 amino acids. The transcript is spliced from 2 exons. Gene Ontology annotation, cellular component: plasma membrane. NCBI's taxonomy places the organism in Eukaryota, Metazoa, Chordata, Mammalia, Monotremata, Ornithorhynchidae.